Hibiscus syriacus is the source of this 1380-nucleotide messenger RNA. Its product is annotated as disease resistance protein RPV1-like. The transcript has a single exon. Bases 1 to 1380 code for a protein of 459 amino acids. The record is from RefSeq and is a predicted model, not a curated record. NCBI's taxonomy places the organism in Eukaryota, Viridiplantae, Streptophyta, Magnoliopsida, Malvales, Malvaceae.
AUGAGUUUACCGUCUCUUAACGAGUUAAAUGUAGAAGAUUCCAAUGAAGAGUUGUUGGGUAGCAUUCUCGGCCCAUCCUCUUUAACAGCUGUCACAACCAAGGGUCUGCCUGUACUUCAGCAUCUUCAGAAUGGGGUUGUCCGGUCUCCGGGAGCACUUAGAGUUCUUUCCAUUUCCAGUUGCAUUGGAUUGACAUCAUUACAGGCGGCGGGUGAUAUUUUGCUGAAUAUUACUGCUGUAGAGCAUCUGAAAAUUAAGAACUGUUCACGGUUUUCUGAGACAGGUUUCUUUCCCAUGCUGAAACAUCUUACGCUCAAAGAUUGCCAGAGUCUAAAGUUUCUGCCUAGUGCAAUUACGAUGCUUAGUUGUCCUCUCGAAGAAUUGGAGAUCGAAGAUUGUCCGGCUCUCACAUUUUUUGCAAAUGGCAGGUUACCGACUGCACUUCGACGUUUGAAAAUCAGGUUCUGUGAAGCUCUAGUUUCUCUACCACAGGGACUGAUGCAGAUCGAUAACAGCACAAGCAACGUAUCUCAUCUCGAGAACUUGGAGAUCAUCGGUUGCCCUUCUCUCAUUUCAUUUCCAGAAGGCAAAUUUCCCAGCAGCCUUAAAAUACUUAAGAUAUGGAGAUGCUUUCGAUUGGAACCCCUUUCUGAUACGAUGCUGCCCAAAAAUGGGUCACUCGAGCUCAUUAGUGUCUUUAAUUGCUCGACAAUGACAUGCUUGCCCGAGUGCAUAAACUGUCUCACGCAUCUGACUGAAUUGAACUUACACAAGUGUACUGCUCUAAAAUACUUCCCUGAAACCGGCUUGCAAUUUCCCAACCUGAGAAAACUUGAUAUCUACGAGUGCAGGAGUCUCAAGUCCCUUCCUGAUCAGAUGUUAAGUCUCACCUCCCUUCAUUAUUUAACAAUCGGUGAGUGUCCUGGUCUUGUGUCAUUUCCCAAAGCUGGCUGGCCUCCUAACCUAUUGGCACUCAAGAUCUGGAACUGUGAAAAUCUUAAGCAACCGUUGUUGGAAUGGAACCUGUAUGAUCUGGCCUCUCUCAGCGAUUUGACCAUUGCCGGUGCACCUGAUAUAGUUUCCUUUCCAGAUGAAAUGUGCCUGCUUCCCACUAGUCUAAUGUCUAUGUAUAUAUCAAGACUUCAUAAUUUGCGAUCUCUGUCCGUGCGGCUCUGUGAUCUGACAUUGCUUAAAGAGCUGGAAAUCUCCAUGUGUCCUAAACUUCAGUGCUUACCGAAGGAAGGCUUACCUGCAGACCUUGGAAGAUUUUGCAUCAGGGACUGUCAACUUCUGAAACUACAUUGUUUGGAAGGUAAAGGGGCAUACUGGCCUAUGAUAUCUCACAUCCCAUGUCUGGAAAUAGAAUCCACUGAUGAUUAA